This is a messenger RNA of Drosophila ananassae, 1841 nucleotides long. RefSeq names its product cystathionine beta-synthase. NCBI's taxonomy places the organism in Eukaryota, Metazoa, Arthropoda, Insecta, Diptera, Drosophilidae. The record is from RefSeq and is a predicted model, not a curated record. Gene Ontology annotation, molecular function: cystathionine beta-synthase activity; cysteine synthase activity. Gene Ontology annotation, cellular component: cytoplasm. The coding region runs from base 114 to 1682 and encodes 522 amino acids. The transcript is spliced from 4 exons.
ACCGAGAAUGUUCAAUUGCUUUCGUUGGCAGCAUCGUGGCGGUUGAGUUAACGCUCCUUUGGCGGUGUUUUUAUUUGAAUUCCUGCAGCACAUCCCAGCACUAAACUUAAAAAAUGCCACAGCCCAAGCCGUACCAGAGGCCCGCGGACUUCAUCGAUCCUGGCAAGCCGUCGCGCUGCAAAUGGCACCUGGGCACUACUGAGAAGUCGCCCCACAUCCAGAGGAGUAUCGCCCAUCGCCAGAAGAUCACCCCGAACAUCCUGGACGUGAUUGGAAUGACACCACUGGUCCGUUUGAAUCACAUCCCGGCCAGCGAGGGAAUCGAAUGUGAAAUGUACGCCAAGUGCGAGUUCCUGAAUCCUGGUGGUUCGGUCAAGGAUCGCAUUGGCUAUCGCAUGGUGCAGGAUGCCGAGGAGCAGGGUCUUCUCAAGCCAGGCUUCACCAUCAUCGAGCCGACCUCCGGCAACACGGGCAUCGGUCUGGCCAUGGCCUGUGCCGUCAAGGGCUACAAGUGCAUCAUUGUUAUGCCGGAGAAGAUGUCCAACGAGAAGGUAUCGGCCUUGAGGACCUUGGGCGCCAAGAUCAUACGUACACCGACGGAGGCGGCCUACGAUUCGCCGGAGGGCUUGAUCUACGUGGCCCAGCAGUUGCAGCGGGAGACACCCAACUCGAUUGUCCUGGAUCAGUACCGGAAUGCCGGCAAUCCUUUGGCCCAUUACGACGGAACUGCUGCCGAAAUCCUUCUGCAGUUAGAUAACCAAGUCGAUAUGAUUGUCGUGUCGGCGGGAACUGCUGGCACCAUUUCCGGCAUCGGCAGGAAGAUCAAGGAGCAGGCUCCCAAUUGCCAGAUCGUUGGCGUUGAUCCCUUUGGAUCUGUUCUGGCCCGUCCCGAGGAGCUCAACAAGAGCGAUGUGCAAUUCUACGAGGUGGAGGGCAUCGGCUACGACUUCCCGCCGACUGUCUUCGAUGACAAGGUGGUGGAUGUUUGGUCCAAGAUCGGUGAUGUCAACUGUUUCCCGAUGAGCCGUCGUCUCAACGCCGAGGAGGGUCUGCUCUGCGGUGGUUCCAGUGGCGGUGCGAUGUACGCCGCCCUCGAGCAUGCCCGGAAACUGAAGAAGGGCCAGCGAUGUGUCGUUAUCCUGCCGGAUGGCAUUCGCAAUUACAUGACAAAGUUCGUAUCCGACAACUGGAUGGAGGCGCGUGGCUUCAAGGAGCCGGUGAACGAACACGGCCACUGGUGGUGGAGUUUGCCCAUCACCCAGCUGGAACUGCCGGCUCCCGAGGCGGUACUGAAGUCCGGAGCCACGGUCGGCGAGGCCAUUGGCCUGAUGAAGGUACUCCGCGUGGAUCAGCUGGCUCUGGUGGACGAGGAUGAUGGCGCCGUAUUGGGAGUCGUUGGCCAGGAGACGCUCAUCACCCAGAUCGUGACCAUGAACCGCCAGCAGACCGAUCCCGCCAUCAAGGCCCUCAACAAGCGAGUGAUCCGUCUGCAGGAAACCGACAUUAUUGGAAAGCUGGCCCGUGUCCUGGAGGUGGAUUCCAGUGUCCUUAUCAUUGGCAAGACGGCGGCCGGGAAGGAGGAGCUCAAGGCUCUGGCCACUAAGCUGGAUGUAACCAAUUUCAUAGCCAACGGUAAUCCCAGUGAAAAGAUCAAUGGCACCACCAAUGGCAACACCCACUAGGUGUCCAGAAUAUAUAUCCAGGAUAUAGAACUCUCUUCCUCGUCUGAUUUUUUUCCAACCUACCUACCGACUUCACUUAUACUGUACAACUUGCAUGCAUUUUCUUAAUGUCUAAUGAAAAUAAAAAUAAAAUUAAUACUUAUACACAUAACUAUUAAA